Molecule: messenger RNA, 1164 nt
Organism: Auxenochlorella protothecoides
Lineage: Eukaryota; Viridiplantae; Chlorophyta; Trebouxiophyceae; Chlorellales; Chlorellaceae
Exons: 7
Coding region: 1-1164 (387 amino acids)
Molecular function (GO): protein binding
Source: RefSeq, a predicted model, not a curated record
AUGCCGCCCAGGGGAAGGUGCUUCCUGGUCACGCUUCUGGUGCUGGCCACAGCCCUCGGCGCACGAGCCUCCAUUGCCGCCCCCGUGAUCACCAAUGUCGAGCCCGGGAACCAGCAGGUCACCCUCAGCUACCAGCGCAUCCCGACCAGCGUACCCCCCGUCCGGCAGAUGUCGAUCGCGUGCACCGACACCCGCAUCACCCCCGACCCACAGAACGCAGAACAGCAAGUCUCGGUGCUGCCCAACGCCACCUCCGUGACCAUCACCGGUCUGACCAACGGCAUCUACUACACCUGCACACUCAAGGCUAGGGCCUGGACCUCCAACAGCCUGUUUGCGCCCGUGACCCAGUCCCCCACCUCCGAGUCCUCCCCCGCCUUCAUGCCCACGGCCGCGCCCAUCAACAUCGACCUGGAGCCGGGCCAAGAUGGCACCUCCAUCACGGUCAGGUUUGACCCGCCCAAGGACGGCGCCGCCGCCAUCUCCUACUACGUCGUGGCCUGCGCCCCGACUGCGGCCAACUCUGGCGCCGUCAGCCCCGCCAGCCGAGUGGUGCCCGCCUCCAAUGCCACCCUGGCGUCUGAGGUCAAGGGUCUGACCACGGCCGUGGAGUACAAGUGCGGGGUGCAGGCGCGGAGUUCCACCUCUAGCAGCUCCACCGCAUCAGCCUCCGUGGUCACUGGCACCACCAACACGCCGCGCAUCACCGGGACCCGGGUGUCUGGCAACACCGUCACGCUGACCUUCACGGCGCCCACAAACCCCAACCUGGGACCCGUGGCCUCCUACGCGCUCUCUUGCCUCCCCGAGGGCAGCGUGUCGGCGAUGAGUGGCCCCGCCGACAGCACAGCAAACGAGCUCAGCGGUAGUGUGGGCUCCGCAUCGGUGUCGGGCCUGACCCCGGGCAAGUACAUCUGCACACUGACCGCCACCAUGUCCAACAGCAAGAAGUACUCCGCCUCCACGAGCGUCACCGUGCCGUCUCUGGCCUCCGCCACGCCCGCCCCUGCCCCGACCGAGUGUCCGACCGUCUCUGCCGCAAGCACCAGCCCCAGCCCCGUCGCCCCCGCGGCGGAGUCACCCGCCAGUGGGGCGUAUGGUGUCACUGGAGCAGUGGCUACCCUGGUCAUGGCUGGCUUCUCUGCCCUGCUCCUCAUCCUGUAG